Astrephomene gubernaculifera is the source of this 1274-nucleotide messenger RNA. The record is from the annotation of a GenBank genome assembly. Lineage: Eukaryota; Viridiplantae; Chlorophyta; Chlorophyceae; Chlamydomonadales; Astrephomenaceae.
CCAUAAGGAUAGUAGCAACGAAGUAAGCUAACGUGGUUGCUUAGGACUUGUUGCAGUUCAAUAGUCGCUGGAACUUGUCAAAGCUAGGCUUUGGAAGACACACCAGCCGUCCUGUUGCGUCCUUUGUCGGAAUAUGGAAUCAAAUUACAAGUAAAAUGCUAAAAAUUGCGGUAUUGUCUGCAGCGGCGGGAGCGCUGCUUGCGUUUGCGCUGUCGCCUGCCUGUCUAAGAUGGCUCCAUGGCUUGCUAGCAUCAAGGAGCCCGCCGCUGCCCGAGGACGCUGUUGCUGACGUGGCAAUCGUGCUGGGCUAUGCGCUCUUCAGGGACGGCAGCCCCACGCAGCCGCUCAAGGGUCGAGUGGCCGCGGGUGUGGACCUCCUGCUCAGGGGCCGUGCACGCCACCUGCUGUUCAGCGGGGCUCACCCUGGUGGCGUGGUGGCGCGGCGUUCCGAAGCCAACGUCAUGCGAGAGCUGGCGGAGGAGUUGUUCAUGACUAACAACCAAACUAACCGUAACCGUCAUCGUACGGACUGUACGGAUCCCGAUGAUGACGAUGGUAAUGUUGAAUGGAAAAAGGUACAAGACAGGUUGUAUGAGGAAGAUGCGUCGACGUCGACCUACGAGAACGCGUUGUUCAGCCUGGACAUCUGUCGGCAGCACGGGUGGACGACGCUGCUGGUGGUGACAAGCCCCUUCCACCAGGUCAGGUCGGAGCUCGUUUUCCGGCGACUCGUGAACACCGUGGCUUCAUCACACGGAGCAGCAGCAGGGGCAGCCUCGUCGAGCACAGCGGGAGGCACUGACUGGGGCCUGCCUACCAUCAAGGUCUACAUGGCACGUACCGCGUUCGUACCGCACUCUGGCUACUUCCUGCCUGUGUUUGACCGCAUUGUCGACCUUUGGGACUGGGCAAGGGAGCUCUUAGCACUGGUGUACUAUUUUGCCAAAGAUCGGAUAUAGUAGAAGUUAGGUUGCAUUGGCGUUUGUGAGACGUGUGCGCACCAGUGAGGCGGCAUGCUAGCGAUUAGGACAUCUGUCUGGACCAAACAUGGAUUUCAGCUUGCGUUUGCAUUACUUUAUCUAUGGUAACCUGGAUAUGGCAAGAGGGCGAUUAGUGAGCACGGGCUAUCGUGACGAGCGCCCGUUCACAACAAUAAAUGGCAUGCGACCGCUUGCACAGCGUAAAGGUGUGGGAACGGCCGGGUUUACGCACAGGUAGCGCCUGACUUCAAUUAUAAGAUGGCAAUAUACGGGCAAAACAGAACUUAGUCGUGG